AUGACUCUGUCGAACCUCCCCGUUCCCUUCGUAGGGGCGUCAGCGAUCUUGCUCCUAUCAAUCCCUCAUGCCCGACAGGUUGUCACUGACUGUGGAAACAAGAAAGGAUACAUAUCAAUCGAGUCUAGCAACGACGAUGAGGUCAUUACCACCGGCAAGUCGCCGCGAUCAGUCUGGCAACGCGUGACCCUUGGUAUGGUGGCAGCAGCAGCCACCAUUGCGGCACUCUGGUCCUGCGUAAGCAUCCAACCAGUGCUUGCUCCAAAAGCCCUUCUUUUGGCGAUGUGGUCCAUGAUCCUAGUGCAAGAAUUGUUUCUCAUAAGCCGUCGGAAUCCCGAAGCUCGAUAUCGCUUAGGCCACUACAGCGCCUUGGCAAGUCUGGCCAUAGCCAUCAGUGUAGCCUGGCCAUAUGCUUCGUCGUUGCACAGCAAAUCUGACUUCAAAUUAACUUCCCCUGAUGCAUCGAGCAUUGUUCAAACGAUCGCUGCUGUCAUUCUCCUCUUCGUGAAUCUCGCAUUUCCACGAGGACCUACACUCUACCGCCACGGCCAUCCGGUUGAUGCGCUAAACUCCGUCUCGUUUCUAAGCCGAUACACCUUCUCCUGGGCGUACAAAACCCUGGCCAUCGCGGCGAACAAUAAAAGACUCAAUAUUGACGACCUCCCGCUAGUCGGGGACGAAGUGCGUGCAAAGACCCUGUCCGACGCCUUCUUUGCAGUCAGCUCAACCUCGGCGCGAUGGAGGAGGUGGCUUAAGCUCUACUGGCCAGAGAUAGCCUCGCAGGUGAUCAUACAGCUCUUCGCCAAUGCGGUGAACUUCCUCCCUCACUUCCUCCUCUUUAGCAUCCUUCGCCUCUUCGAGGACCGGGAUGCAGGAGCCAGGAACCAGCUUCAACUAUGGUUGGCUGCGCUCUGUCUUGGGCUAUCGAUGGUGGUCAAGUCAUGGUCCAUAUCAUUGAGAGACUUGGUUGCUGAUAUGAAGCUUUCUCUGCCGAUUAAUGAACAGCUGCUAGCAGUCAUUUCCAAGAAAGCCAUGAGAUUGAACGAUGUCGUGAUAUCCACCGGCGAUAGCGAGGAUGAUGAUGCUGCGAGCAACGAUGGCGAUGACGACGACGAUGACGAUGGACCGCCCAGAACAAAGCACUCCGUUCUCAAUCUCCUCGGAGUGGACGUGGAAAGAGUCUCCGACUUCGUCUCGUUCGCUCAUGUGCUCAUCGACUGCAUACUUGAGCUUGGCAUCUCAAUUUCCUUCCUCUUAUACCUGAUGGGAUGGAAGUCCAUGGUGGCUGGCUGCGCUAUUCCCGUCCUCCUGAUACCUUUCUACUACCAUUUAACGAGCCGGUACAGUGGACAGGAACAAGCCCUCAUGGACCGCCGUGACGACAAAUCCGCGACUCUUACGGUCUUGAUGCGCGGCAUGCGGCAGAUCAAGUUCAGCGCGCUGGAAAACCAAUGGUACGACAAGAUCCUGGGUUUGCGGGAAAAGGAGCUGCGUAACCAAUACACAGUUUUCCAGCUGGACGUCUGCCUAUAUGCCAUGUGGACACUGGGUCCUCUGUGCAUGAGCUGUAUCUCCAUCGCGACACAUAUCUACAUAAAUGGCUCUAUUGCCGUGUCAGCUGCCUUCACAGCCUUGUCGCUUUUUGAAAAUCUACAGGGCGUGCUAAGCUUGUUUCCGGAAACCUUUACCGAGCUACUAGAUGCCUUGGUCAGCCUUCGGCGAAUCGAAAGCUUUCUGGAUCUGGCAGAACACGAGGACAAGAGGGUGCCAGGGGACGCUAUCUCCUUUCGCGAAGCGACCAUUGCAUGGCCGUCCGUUGCGUCAGAAGAUGCAGCAGUGCAGUUCCAGCUUAAGGGUCUCAAUAUAGACUUGCCUCCGCGGGAGCUCACGGUCAUCUCAGGACGGAGCGGUGCUGGCAAGUCACUCCUCCUUCAAGCGCUUAUCGGCGAAGCAGACAUUGUGAAGGGGACUGCGAUUGUCCCUCGCGCAUCAGCCGCCAGCUGGCCAGCUGGCGAGGAAAACUGGAUAGUGGAUGGCCUAGUUGCAUAUGUUUCCCAAGAUCCGUGGAUUGAGAACGCGACGAUCCGGGAUGCCAUCUUGUUCGGGCUGCAUUUGGACGCAGAGCGGUAUGACAAGGUCAUCCAUGCGUGCGCUCUCUCGCAUGAUCUGCAAUCUUUCCCUGACGGGGAUAGAACGGAUAUCGGCGCUAACGGAAUCAAUCUGAGCGGUGGGCAGAAGUGGCGCCUGGCGUUGGCGAGGGCGCUAUACAGCCGAGCUAGCAUUCUCGUUUUGGACGAUAUCUUUAGUGCGGUUGAUUCCAAUGUUGGCCGGCAUCUGUAUGACAAUGCUCUGACUGGGCCUCUUGCGAAAGGGAGAACUAGAGUCCUGGCCACGCACCAUAUUCGACUGUGUCUGAGAGGGGCCGCGUACCUGGUGAGGCUGGAGAAUGGCAACGUUGUGCAGGCAGGGCAUCCAUCCAGUCUCGUCCAAGACGGACCUUCCGAGCAAAGUCUUGAUGACGGGACGUCAGACGCAUCGGAUAGCGAACCCAAGUCGCGGUAUCCCAGCCAGCGAACCGACGCUACUCCGCGUUCAGACGCCCAGCCCAAAAAGUACUACGAGGAAGAGAAGCGAGAGCGUGGCGUGGUCAAAGCAGAGGUGUACAAGGCUUAUAUCAAAGCUUCCGGGGGCUACUCUCGCUGGAUUCUCGUCAUCAUUCUUUGCGUCAUGACACUGGUCCUGAACCUGGCAGCUCCUUACUGGGUUACCGUUUGGACCAGAGCAUACAACCAAAGUCCUCCGCGAGCGAUUCUCACACAGCCCGCUGAUCAUCCAGAUUUCAGGACUGGCGGACUGCAUUUGGACCAUCGCCUUGUCUACUAUAGCUCAAUCUACUUCGGCUUGGCAUUCGCCUCGUGGGUCCUGGACAUCAUCCGUAUCCAGAUCAUCCUCGGUAGCUCCAUUAAAGCUUCCAAGGUGAUGUUCGAACAGUUCGCCCAGACCAUCCUCCGGGCCCCCCUCCGUUUCCUCGAUAUGACACCGGUUGGCCAGAUCCUGAACCGGUUCACUUCCGAUUUCGGCACGUUCGACUCCGAUCUUGCUCUGGAUCUCUCGUACCUCCUGCACAGCGGCAUCAUGAUCUUCGGCGUCAUUGUCGCAGCUUCGGUGACUUCUCCUCUCAUCGUGGGAAUUGGCCUGCUGACUCUCUUGGCGUCGUGGGCGGUCGCUUACUUCUACGUCACCGGUGCCCGCGAGGCAAAACGACUAGAAAGUACCGCUCGAUCGCCCAUCUUCGAGCUGGUCGGCUCUCUGCUCACCGGGUUACCUACCAUCCGUGCAUUCGGGAGAGAAAAGGCCUACCUGAAGCGAAUGUACGAUCUGAUUGAUGUACACUGCCAGGCUCUCUGGCACAAGCGGUUAUUCUCGUGCUGGAUGGCGUUUUGGAUGAGCAUGGUCGGAGCAAUUUUCGUCGCCUCCGUGACAAUCACCUUCGUCACCAUCCGCACCCUCGACGCCGCUCUCGCAGGAUUCGCUCUCAGCUACGCGCUCGAACUGUCGGACCACAUCUACUGGCUCCUCUCGCAGUACGCCAAACUCGAACUCGACGCCAACGCCGCCGAACGGAUAGUAGAAUACACGCAGCUCGACCAGGAACCCCAAUCCGGCAUCGCCGUGCCAGCAUACUGGCCCCACAACGGCGAGAUCGAGGUUACCGAUCUCUGUGUCAGCUACGGGCCAGACCUCCCGCCUGUCCUGCAGGACCUCACCUUCACGCUGCGCCCCGGCGAGCGAGUCGGCAUCGUGGGCCGCACAGGCGCAGGCAAAUCCUCGCUUUCCCUGGCGCUCCUCCGCUGCCUGGACGCGCGGUCCGGGUCCAUCCACAUCGACGGGAUCGAUAUCGCGCAGGUGCGAUUACACGAUCUCCGCUCGCGCGUGGGCAUCAUCCCGCAGGACCCGGUUGUGUUUGCGGGCACGGUGCGCGAAGUCCUGGAUCCGUUUGCCCAGCAUGAUGAUAGCGAGUUGCGCGAUGCUCUGAGGGAGGUCGGGCUGCUUCCGGAUGACCAUGAUCCUGAAGGAGAGAACACGGCUGAAGGCCUGUCCAAUGGGGUAUUCUCUCUCGAUGCGUCUAUCAUAGAAGAAGGACGGAACCUCUCGCAGGGCCAAAAGCAGUUACUGUGUCUGGCGCGUGCGCUGGUCUCGCGGCCGAAGAUCCUGAUCAUGGACGAGGCCACGGCGUCGAUCGAUAUGGAGUCGGAUAUUCGGAUCCAGCGGACGCUGCGGCAGGUGGUUCGUGGGUGUACGUUGCUGGUUAUUGCGCAUCGACUGUCGACGAUUGCGGACUUUGAUAGGAUUCUUGUUCUGGAUGGGGGCAGGGUGGUGGAGAUGGGGCCACCGGGGGAGCUGAUGAAGACUGAGAAUGGUGUUUUCCGGGGUUUGGUGGAGGAGAGUGGAGAGAGGAUGGCGAUUGAGCGGAUGAUCGAGGAAUCGACAGGUGCAGUAUAG
Messenger RNA from Aspergillus udagawae, 4503 nucleotides. Its product is annotated as putative ABC transporter. Gene Ontology annotation, cellular component: membrane. The record is from RefSeq and is a predicted model, not a curated record. Gene Ontology annotation, molecular function: ATP binding; ABC-type transporter activity; ATP hydrolysis activity. Bases 1 to 4503 code for a protein of 1500 amino acids. NCBI's taxonomy places the organism in Eukaryota, Fungi, Ascomycota, Eurotiomycetes, Eurotiales, Aspergillaceae. Gene Ontology annotation, biological process: transmembrane transport. The transcript has 3 exons.